AUGGCCAAUCACACAGUUGUGACAGAAUUCCUCCUGCUGGGAUUCUCAGAGGUCCGGGAGCUGCAGCUGGCCCACACCGUGCUGUUCCUCCUGGUCUACCUGGCAGCCCUGAUGGGGAAUAUCCUCAUCGUUGCUGUUACCGUUCUCGACCGGUGCCUCCACACCCCCAUGUACUUCUUCCUCAGGAACCUGUCCGUCCUCGACCUCUGCUACAUCUCCGUCACCGUCCCCAAAUCCAUCCUCGACGCCUUGGUCAACAACAGAUCCAUCUAUUUCAGAAACUGUGUGGCCCAAGUCUUUUUAGUGGAUCUGUUUGCUGCUUCGGAGCUGUCCUUCCUCACGGCGAUGUCCUACGACCGCUAUGCUGCCAUCUGCCACCCCCUGCGCUACAACCUCAUCAUGGAUGGAGGGGCCUGUGGAAAGAUGGCGGCUGCCUCCUGGCUCAGCGGGGGGUUCUUCGGGGCGAUGUACUCGGCCGGGACGUUCACAUUAGAAUUCUGCGAGUCCAACGUGAUCCAGCAGUUUUUCUGCGACGUCCCUUCCUUACUAAAGAUCUCCUGCUCGGAAACGCACGUUGUCGUUGACGUCACCGUGGUUAUGGGUAUCGCCUUUGCUUUCGUCUCCUUCAUCUCCAUCGUCGUCUCCUACGUCCGCAUCUUCUCGGCCGUGCUGAGGUUCCCGUCCACCGAGAGUCGGGCCAAAGCCUUCUCCACCUGCCUGCCCCACCUCACCGUCGUCACCCUUUUCCUCUCGACCGGUGCCUUUGCUUACCUAAAGUCCCUGUCAGACUCGCCCUCGGCCCUCGACCUCGUGGUGUCCAUGUUCUACACCGUGGUGCCCCCCACCCUGAACCCCCUCAUCUACAGCCUGAGGAACAGGGACAUGAAGGCCGCCUUGAGGAAAGUUUGUGGCUGA
Messenger RNA from Tachyglossus aculeatus (Australian echidna), 915 nucleotides. RefSeq names its product olfactory receptor 14A16-like. Gene Ontology annotation, cellular component: membrane. Gene Ontology annotation, biological process: G protein-coupled receptor signaling pathway. The coding region runs from base 1 to 915 and encodes 304 amino acids. Lineage: Eukaryota; Metazoa; Chordata; Mammalia; Monotremata; Tachyglossidae. The transcript has a single exon. The record is from RefSeq and is a predicted model, not a curated record. Gene Ontology annotation, molecular function: olfactory receptor activity; G protein-coupled receptor activity; odorant binding.